GAAAUUUAAAAGAUAAUAUAUUCUUGCAUCAUAAAUCUCGACUUUGCUUUUUGACUUGUGUAAAACGCAAGGCAGACGCAGAGGCGAAGUCGGAUAGAUAGAGAUAUCAAUUAUCAAAUCGAAACCCAAAUUCCGAGGGCGCACUCAAUGGAUCCCGACGCCGUGGCAAAGGCAUUCGUCGACCACUACUACUCCACUUUUGAUGCUAAUCGGGCCGGGCUUGCGAGCCUGUAUCAGGAGGGCUCUAUGCUCACCUUCGAGGGCGAGAAGAUCUUGGGAUCCCAGAAUAUCGUCACAAAGCUCACAAACUUGCCUUUUCAGCAGUGCCAGCAUCGGAUCACCACCGUUGAUUGCCAGCCAUCUGGCCCCGCUGGCGGAAUGCUUGUUUUUGUGUCCGGUAAUCUCCAGCUUGGGGGCGAGCAGCACGCCCUCAAGUUCAGUCAGCUGUUGUUGUUACCUUGUUGGUCAUAGAUGUUCCAUUUGAUGCCGAUUCCUCAAGGAAGCUUCUAUGUGCUGAACGACAUAUUCCGUUUGAAUUAUGCCUGAUGAUGAUGAACAUGAGGAUAUGGGAGUGAUGGGAGCUGAAACAAUCAACAACUACACUCUCCCUACCCUAUCUCUCUACCAUUAAACCCUCUGUAUUCCCAAGUUGCUUUCUUUAAUGGAUUAAACGAAAUCCAUGUGUUUCCAAGCUCUUUUUUUUUUUUUUUUUUAUUUUAAUUAUCGUCUUGCAUAUUUGCUGGCUGGCACUGGUUGCAUCAAAGCAUGUGUUCCCAAAGUGAAUUCUUUGAAAGAUUUGCUAUCAUGUUCGUGUACCUAAAUUGCUUUGUGUUAUUAUCAUGUAUGUUCCGUUCCAAGCACAGAGUUGGUAUAAAGCUACUAGAGAGCAGUUUAUGCAUUCUAGAACCAGUAAUGUUUCCUUUA
Andrographis paniculata is the source of this 924-nucleotide messenger RNA. Its product is annotated as nuclear transport factor 2B-like. The transcript has 2 exons. Lineage: Eukaryota; Viridiplantae; Streptophyta; Magnoliopsida; Lamiales; Acanthaceae. The coding region runs from base 148 to 471 and encodes 107 amino acids. Gene Ontology annotation, biological process: nucleocytoplasmic transport. Gene Ontology annotation, cellular component: nuclear pore central transport channel. The record is from RefSeq and is a predicted model, not a curated record.